ACACAAGAAUUUGAGAAAAUUAUGUUAUUAGGAUGCUAAAUUUACCGUAAAUUAAAUGCCCGGUGUGAACGAAAUCCACAAGAAGUAUGCAGAACUGUUAUGGUGUUAUGAGAAAAAUAAGUUACAACGUUUGCACACAGUCAUACUCUGAUUAUUAGAUAUUCAAACUCGAUGAAAAACAAUAAAAUUAUUAUCGUUGCAGAAGGCGGCAAUGAGGCAAAAUGUGUAUAUUUAUUGUUUGGUAAUGGUGUACUUUAUUGUUGUGUAAUAUAUUAUUGGUUUAAAAUAAUAUUGCUGAUGAAGGUGUGGUUAUGGACAGUUUUGAAAAUAAUACUAGAAAGCCUCGACGCACUCGUGGCACACCUGCAUAUCAGUUCCGAAAUAAAUUUGCAUUUGGUUGGAUUAGUUUAGGAGCGGUAUUUUUAGCAGCUUGGGCGUACACUCCAAUAUUUAAAAAUAUUAAUAAAGGCCUUUGCGACUCGUUAUUUACACCAACCGAAGAGGAGAUAGAUCGGCGUUAUUUGUUCAGUUUUCCUAAGCCUUUACCCAGCAGAGAAAUACAAAAACGCAUUGAUGAAGAAAAAGAGUUUAUUUCUUAAAAAUAAAAUCUGCUAAUGGAUCGGGAAACUCGGAAAGCUAAUUUAAAGAAACUUCGGUUGUCCGGAAUUAAACACGAUGGAGCGAAUACAAGCGGUAGUUUACGGAAAACUAGAUCGGGCAACUCCUUGUUAUCAAAGUAUUUUAAGACACCAAAAGAAAAUGAAGCUAAUCAAGGAAAUGAACCAAAAGUAAAUGAGUUUGUGCAUAUGGAGAGUGCCUCUCCAACAAAAGGCUUGAUUAAUACUGAGUAUGAUGAUUUACAAUCAAUAACUCAAAACGAAACACAGAAACGAUACAGAAAGCGGACUAGUUUAAGAAAUUUUGUUUUGACGGAGGGAACAAACACACGUAAAUGUUCCAAAGAUGAUAGCGAAGACAACUUUGAGGUUCCUGAAAAGAAAACUAAGACACGAACCAAUUUGAAGCGUAAAAUAUAUUCUUCCCGAAACAAACGAAUUCUUUCUAGAGGCCAGCAGAACAUUAAAACUUUGCUCAUGCAAAACGAAGCUCUGUUCUCGGAGAUUACGUCUCAACAAUGCAGGCUUGAUAACUUCAGUGUUGAUGAAAUACAUCUCGCACUCGCAUUGUCUAAAUCACAAGUAGAAACCCAUGGCCCGUCACAUUUCGACUUUGCAGAUCAGCGAAUUGAAAAUAAAAAAAUUAAUUUGGAAAACGUUCAAAAUAUAUUAGGCCAAUAUGGUUUUCGGCCAUGUGGUUUAGAAGCCUAUAACAGUUUGAACACAGCAUUUUUGCCUGGUUCAAAUCGGCGAGGUAAAAAUAAAUGGAUCAACAAAUUUACAGCCUUAACUAUACGAAAUUCUAAACUUCAAGCUAAGAAAGUACAAUCUAAAAUAGACUUUUUAAUGAACCAAGAAUGGAAUGGCAAACAAUUGUCUUUGUCUAAAACUCAUUCCGAAUCAUAUUCGCUAUUUAGUUAUAAUCUGCAGAAACUUAACCCGUCCAAAGCCAUUAUAAAAGCAUUUGAGAAUGAAGAUAGAUUAAGCCGUGAAGAUUUUUAUGUAGAAAAUCUCUUUGACGUCAUCCACGUACAAGCUGGCUAUUUGUUAAAAAAUUGGCAUGCUGUAGAGGGGCGUGAAUUGUCUCCUCGAAGAACUAAUCAAGGUCAAAACAAAUCAAAUGAAUUUGAAAAAUUCAUGAAUCAAUCGUUUAUUAAUUUGGAAGAGCACUUCAAGGUGAAAAAAGAUGCAUUUCCUUUGAGUUUGAUAAAAAUUAGAACUGAUAAUGAAAAAUGUAGUUGCCGUACAAGUAUUACGGACAACCUUAAAAAUUACAAUAAUAAUGAAAAUGUUGUUCAAAACAACAUGGAGUGCAUUGAACAAAAUCAUGUUUUAUCUGAGCACGACACACCUGUAAUAAAUAACAUCAGCAUAGUACAAGAUGAUCAAAAAUAUAGUUCGGCACACAAUAAUAUAAAGCAAGAUUACUUAAGCCUCUCACAAAACUCUUCAGAAAGUUUUGCAACUAUACCUAAGGGAGUUCGUAUCCAAUCGCCGAACAUAUUCGCGAGUUCAGAAGACGAGUUAGAAGGAGUUGAUAUUCCAAAAAUGGCGUCUUGCAAUGAAUAUGAAAAAUUAAAUGCAUACAAAGAGAUCGUAUCACCAUUGAACAAUAUACGCUCUACAGAAAAUCUGAACACCUUAAGUGUUAUUUCAAGUAUUUUAGAUUUGACUCAAGAAUUACCAUUGGAGCAUGUAUGUAUGUAUAAUGGAAGCUUUAAGGCCUCAAUGGACAAUAUGAAACCAAAUGAUUUUCUAGAAAAUACGGAUUGGGGAACCUUUAAAGAAAACUCAUUUAAUCGAUGUGAAAAUCUGAUCGUCCCCAGUGUUAUUUCAAGUAUUAUAGAUUUGACUCAAGAAUUACCAUUGGAGCAUGUAUUAACGGAAGGUGAAAGUUUUAAGGUCUUAAAGGACAAUAUAAAACCAAAUGAUUUUCCAGAAAAUACGGAUUGGAAUACUAUUAAAGAAAAUUCUUUUAAUCGAAGUGAAAAUGCUACAAAUGCAAGAAAUUUAGAUAACUUAAACAAAUCUGCUACAAGUUCUGAGCUCGUAUUAAGUACCGAAGAAGUAAAUAACGAUAGAGAGGAUAGUUCUGAAGAUUGCAUUGUUUUGUCAGAGGACGAAAUCAAUUACUCGAUUUGGAGAGCAGAUAUGAACAAUUUUGGUCCAGAGUCACCAAAUAGUUCACUCAAUGAGGACGAUGAAGAUCUGGUACAAGAUCCUUGUGUAGUGCUUAGUACAUCUGCACUAGCUGAUCGUUCUACCGAACUUCUUGAAUAUGGAAUUUUAGAUAAUAUAUCAGAACCAUUAACACAACCAUCUGAGAUAAUGAGUAGUCCCACACAUCAACCCGAAUUAAAGGGCGCUCUUUCGACAACACUGCUUGCACCAGUCGGGUUAGAUGGUUUAUUAAAUGGUAAUAUAAAUUUCAAUAAAUCGAAACAAAAAGGAACUACCUUAGAUGUUCAAUCUUACACAAGACCUUCAGAACUUUCAGAAUAUCCUCCUGAUGAAUAUGAAAUAUCAGGUAGGAUAUAUACCAUCCGUAUAGUCACUGAUCCUAAACCGGAGUUUAUGCAAAAAUCAGAAUCUGAAAUAUUAAAACAACUUUAUGAAUUCGGCAUUAAACCUCUAAAACGGAAGCAGGCUGUCAAGUUGUUGGAGUUUAUAUAUAAUUCAACACAUCCAUUAAUACUUAAACAAACUCCUAUACAAAAAAACUAUCGCUUCCCUGAUAAAUCUGAUAAAGGUCCUUCGAAUCAAAUUAUUUCACACGCUAAUAAAUUAAAUCUAAAGGAUUGUUUUGGCUCUCAAAUACAGCUUUUAAAGAAUGAAUUACAACUCGGUUUGGAUUGUGAGGACUAUGUAUUUCAGACGAAUGUUACUAAGAAGACAUCACGGCCACUGUUACCUCUUCAUAUCGCCUGGUAUAACCUCGUUUCCUCCAGUAUCAGUUUGAAUGAAACUAUAUUGGCGUAUCAGCCCAUUGACUUGCAAGAAAUUCAUGUAUUUUUCAAGGAAAUCGGAUAUCGAUUCGAACCAAAGGACAUAAAAGCUUUCCUUGACAAGCGCUGCAUAAUUUUCCGCUACGAUAUGACCCAACCAGAUCGCCAGGUGGAACGCCAUAUUCGAAAACAUAAAAAAAAAUACUAAAAGAUAGUGAAUUAUUAUAAAUUGAACAUUUUAAAUUUUCUUUAUCUAUAUGAUUAAUUUCUGAUACUGCCUUACAAUGAUUAAAAAAUUACUUAAUAUUGGUAUUUCUAAAUUGAAUUGCAAUAAAAAAAGUAAUAACAAGAAAAAUAGCUGCACCGAAGCUAUAAUACUCGUACCCAAACCCACAGGUACAUUUCUUUUAGCGGCUUGAUGUAUAA
Messenger RNA from Bactrocera oleae (olive fruit fly), 3988 nucleotides. RefSeq names its product mutagen-sensitive 312 (gene mus312). Gene Ontology annotation, biological process: resolution of meiotic recombination intermediates; DNA repair; DNA replication. Lineage: Eukaryota; Metazoa; Arthropoda; Insecta; Diptera; Tephritidae. Gene Ontology annotation, cellular component: nucleus; Slx1-Slx4 complex. The record is from RefSeq and is a predicted model, not a curated record.